Molecule: messenger RNA, 3389 nt
Organism: Onychostoma macrolepis
Lineage: Eukaryota; Metazoa; Chordata; Actinopteri; Cypriniformes; Cyprinidae
Product: amphoterin-induced protein 3
Exons: 1
Coding region: 1801-3249 (482 amino acids)
Cellular component (GO): plasma membrane
Molecular function (GO): protein binding
Source: RefSeq, a predicted model, not a curated record
GUUAAUUUUCACUCAAACAGACGUUUCCGUUUAUGUCAUUGAGAUUUGACACUAUAGAAAUGUUUUCUUCUAAAACUGGCCAACAAAGACUUGGAUUUGAAAGGUCAGUGAAGCAUCGAUUUGAGUAUUAAUCAGAGAGUAUAUUAAAUGGUUUGUCGUCGUAGAAAAUGUAAGGCUGCAACGGAAUUCAGAGCUUCUCUCUUUUGGUUAAUUUCACACACUUUCAGCAUUUCAUGAGCCCACCUCCUGUGAGUGUGGAGUAGAUCUACUGUGCAAAGCUGUCUCCAGUCAUUUUCUGGAAUACUGUAAGACAUAUCAGUGGGUUUGGUCUUGUGUGUGGGAGUACUCUGUGCUUUUGUCAAUGUGACUGCUGCCAGCUAUCUAUGCCAUGUGUCAGUGUUUCUGAAGAGAUGCCACCCUAACAGAAUGACACUCUAUAAAAACAAACAUCCUAAUUCCAUUUCACACUUUUAGAUUUGUCACACAUGCUGUGACUGAUUAUCUUGCCAUGACUCCAAGAUCCAUUAUAUUCCAAAACAUUAUGCUUGCAUGGGUUCAUUUUGUACCCAUCCGGUUUUACUCAAAAGCCUGGACAAAUGAACUGAAGGUGGAUGUCAUUAGGUAAUUAUAUAAAAAAUUAGAGCAAUCAGAAGGUUUGUCUCCAGCUAAGUGAUCCAUUAGAUGGACGAAUGGACAGAUCCUCAUCGAGAUGUUCAUCUAAUCAAAUGAAUCUGGAACUGUUGUAAAAGGAUAGAUAUUAAAAUCAUUUAGAUCAAAUAUUGAUACUACCAUUCAGAUGUACUAGAUGAUGAUUGUGUGCCAAAGGCACCUGGAGAAUCACAAACAAACCAAGACCAAUUCAGUGUGACAGCAGUCAGCUCCCUCAGGACCACCAUGACCAAGACAACCGACAACAGCUGCCAAACACCGCCUGGCAGUGGAGAUGAGGGGGAGUCAAAGCUGUGGUUUCUAAGCUGACUGGUACCUCGUGCUAUACAAAAAAAUUCUCUCUCAUCCAAGUCCAAAUGUUUUGAUGAUUUUCAUGAAAUGUGAGACGAGACAAAAACACAGCAUCCUAAAUCCUGUUAAGAGAUGUGCUGUGUGGGGAAAAAAAUUGAAACGGAAAAAGACAAAUCCAGAGGGGAUUUAAUUUGAGAGAGAAAAAGAGAGUGAGAGAAAGAGAGAAAGAUAGAAAGAGAGAGCUGUAUUGGGAAUAAUCACAGCGUGAGAGGGAGAGACGUGAGGCGGUGCUUUGAAUAGGAAGCAGAGGCAAGGAUGGGAAGAGAUUAGUGCUGCGCUCUGUGGGCUCAUCACUCAAUGAAAGGACACUCUGGAAACAACAAGGGCGCUCAGCCUCAGGAGAACUGGGAAAGCUGCGAGUUUCGUUUUAGGGAUAUAUUAAACUUACUGGAAAACGCUUUGGACUUUCUGGAUGCUUUCAAAUCAGGAUAAUCUGUUUGAACAACUUCUAACCAUGGAUUGUUACAGCAAAGUAAGAACAGAGGAACUGGAUCUAAGAAGGUUCUGACUGACUUUUCUGGUAGGCUUUCCUGUGUAUGUUGUGCUAAUCGAGUAUAGUAUAGCAUAUAGUAACUGCAUACUGUUUUAUUCUUAGUCCGUUCCCUGCCCCAGAUACUGCCCAUCUGCAUGGUACACAGGAAAUUAGAUGGCCAUCUGUGAAAUAUUGGAAGACAUGACAGAUGUAAAACGACCUUUCUAGGAUUUAAGAGCAGAAGGCUUCCUGUAUCAACUGUGCUGGCGCUGUUCCUGGUCUAAUCCUGUUUAUGUGCAACCAAAAGAAUGACUUCUACAUCUUGUGUGGUUUUGAUCUCGGUCUUGGUUCGGCUCUCGGGGGCUAUUUGUCCUCAAGGCUGCCUGUGCAUAUCUGACAUACUGAACUGUGGCUCCUUGGGUCUGGAUAGAUUCCCUAACCCGCUUCCAUUCACAACUUCUGUCCUGGACCUCAGUCAUAACAGACUAACAUGGCUGGCAGCUGGCAGCUUCUACGGGCUCCCAAGGCUGCACACUUUGCAUAUGUCCCGUAACCGCAUCUCCUUGCUCAGCCCGGGAGCUUUCCAUAACAUCAGCAGUCUUCGAUACCUGGACCUCUCUUCCAACAAAUUGCAGGUGGUGGGGAAGCAUCACUUCCAGGACCUGCCAGCCUUGGAGGUGCUGUUGCUGUACAACAAUCGUCUUACCCGCAUGGAGAGCAACACCCUAAUGGGGCUCGGCAGUCUCAGGAAGGUUUAUUUCAGCCUCAACCAGAUCACAGAUUUCCCCUUCUUCUCGAUUCGUAAGCACAGCCACCCUAACCUGGUUACACUGGACCUCUCCUCAAACCGCCUGUUUCGUUUGCCUAUGGAUGACAUUGUGGUGUUGCCCGCUGCAGUGCAAAAAGGCCUGUUCCUGCACAACAACAGUCUGGAGUGCGAUUGCUCUAUGUACCGCAUGUUUUGGCACUGGGAGCAGAAGGGAUAUCCAAGUGUGAAAGACUACAAGGAUGACUACAAGUGUCUGAUGUACGGAGAGCCUCAAAUCUCAAUUAAUUUUCUGCGCUCUUCACACUUCUUUGAGAACUGUACGAUUGGGAAGAUGAUAUCCCUGAUAUCUCCGAAGGCUGAUAAAGUUGUUUACGAGGGUGAACAAGUGAGAUUGGACUGCACUGGGACACUAAACGGAGAAGACCUGUCUUACAGCUGGAUCAUUCCUCAUCGAGAAAACAUCUCUCAGCUGAUCCAGAACGGAUCUCUACAUCUCAAUCAAGACGGUAGCUUGGAUAUUCUAGCUGCUCAGUCCAUAGAUUCGGGCGUCUACCAGUGCACUGCUGUGGAUAAUACGAGGAUGAUCAAUGAAUCACGAGAAGUGAAUUUAACAGUGGUAGCCCAGCGCACCAUGGAGGAGCCGUUCAACACAGGCUACACCACUCUUCUGGGAUGUGUGGUGACCCUUAUCCUCAUAUUGAUGUAUCUGUAUUUAACCCCAUGUCGUUGUAGUUGCUGCAAACCUCCUCCUCCCUCUCCGGCCAUCUCAACCUUUGGGGAAGACCGCUGCACUCUGGCCUCCAUCUUUGCAGCUCCUUCAACUGAUCGACUCAAGAGCAAGUCUCAGUCCGACAGGCACGUAAUGUUCAUUGAGCCACUCAUGACAGGGAAAAACGGCCAUCCGAAAGCUGCAUUUGUUGUUGAACAACCUACAAUUGAAUGGGACACAGAAAACUUCAUAAUUAGAGAAAGAAAUGACUCUGAGUAGCAAAUAUGUGACUUCAAAAUCCCGCAGAAUUGCUUAAGCCUGUUUGAACCAUAGGGACAAGCAUCGCAAAUUAAUCUGUCGUAAUUCCCUAAUAAACUAUUUUGAUCCUCAGACUUAGAGGGUGUCUUCUGUCUCACAGU